Coregonus sp. 'balchen' is the source of this 10334-nucleotide messenger RNA. NCBI's taxonomy places the organism in Eukaryota, Metazoa, Chordata, Actinopteri, Salmoniformes, Salmonidae. The record is from the annotation of a GenBank genome assembly.
AUGUCUUUCAGAUCAAAGGUUCUGCUCGUGUCUGUGAUUCCUGUGACCGAAACAGGCAUAGUGCAUGCACUUUUAUAAUGACUGAAAUUAACUACUCAGUCUAACGAUAGGCAUAUUCUCAUAACCCAACAUUGUGAAAGUGUACCCUAACUUGUUUUGUCUGGCAUUAGACAUUGCUUCUUGAGAAUAAUUGUGUUCAGUGUUUAAUGAACCAACUGAUGUUAGUCAAACACUUCAAUUCACCAUUUGUGUCCAUUUGUAUUAAUGGCAAAUCUAUUGUUUCAAGAUGAGAAAACAAACUGCAUUCUACCUUUUUUUAGAAGUAUUGUAAUGUGCUGCUAUUUUUAACUACCAGCAGUGUUAGCUAUAUCAACAGUUCAAAUAAAAAUAUUUACACAAUUCUACUAAUUUUCCAUUCUCAAUAUGCCAUUGUCUUACACUGUAAACAAACCGUAUUCUACUAACAACUGCAGGUGUUAAAUGGAAGAUAAGUGAUGCGCCACCUGCACAAGCUCUGGUUCUAUUCACUUCAGCACUUUGGGCCCCACCUGUGGCAGAAAGGUGUGUCACAGCCAUGCGCCAAGAUCAAUUAUAUAAAGAAUGAUGGAAAAAAACUUUGUAGUACUUUAAAUGAAAUUGUGGGCAGAAAGACAAAUUCAACUCCAUCUUUUAUCGAAUCAGAUUACUUAUUAAUCACAAAACCAUUUGAUGUUGCCAAUUAUUUUAAUGAUUGCUUCAUUGGCAAAGUGGGCAAACUUAGGCAGGAAAUGCCAACAAUGAACAGUGAGCCAUCGUAUUCAUGCAUAAAAAAACUAAUAAUGAAAGAAAAGCAUUGCAAGUUAGAAUUUUGUAAAGUUAGUGUGGGAGAGGUGGGGAAAUUAUUGUUAUCAAUCAAUAAUGACAAACCUCCUGGCAUUGACAACUUAGAUGGAAAGCUACUGAGUAUGGUAGCUGACUCUACAGCCACUCAUAUCUGUCAUAUCUUUAAUCUGAGCCUAGAGGAAAGUCUUUGUCCUCAGGCCUGGAGGGAAGCCACAGCAAUUCCGCUACCCAAGAAUGGUAAAGCGGCCUUUACUGGUUCUAACAGCAGACCUACAGUGAGGGAAAAAAGUAUUUGAUCCCCUGCUGAUUUUGUACGUUUGCCCACUGACAAAGAAAUGAUCAGUCUAUAAUUUUAAUGGUAGGUUUAUUUGAACAGUGAGAGACAGAAUAACAACAACAAAAAUCCAGAAAAACACAUGUCAAAAAUGAGGGAAAUAAGUAUUUGACCCCCUCUCAAUCAGAAAGAUUUCUGGCUCCCAGGUGUAUUUUAUACAGGUAAUGAGCUGAGAUUAGGAGCACACUCUUAAAGGGAGUGCUCCUAAUCUCAGCUUGUUACCUGUAUAAAAGACACCUGUCCACAGAAGCAAUCAAUCAAUCAGAUUCCAAACUCUCCACCAUGGCCAAGACCAAAGAGCUCUCCAAGGAUGUCAGGGACAAGAUUGUAGACCUACACAAGGCUGGAAUGGGCUACAAGACCAUCGCCAAGCAGCUUGGUGAGAAGGUGACAACAGUUGGUGCGAUUAUUCGCAAAUGGAAGAAACACAAAAUAACUGUCAAUCUUCCCCGGCCUGGGGCUCCAUGCAAGAUCUCACCUCGUGGAGUUGCAAUGAUCAUGAGAACGGUGAGGAAUCAGCCCAGAACUACACGGGAGGAUCUUGUCAAUGAUCUCAAGGCAGCUGGGACCAUAGUCACCAAGAAAACAAUAGGUAACACACUACGCCGUGAAGGACUGAAAUCCUGCAGUGCCCGCAAGGUCCCCCUACUCAAGAAAGCACAUAUACAGGGCCGUCUGAAGCUUGCCAAUGAACAUCUGAAUGAUUCAGAGGAGAACUGGGUGAAAGUGUUGUGGUCAGAUGAGACCAAAAUCGAGCUCUUUGGCAUCAACUCAACUCGCCGUGUUUGGAGGAGGAGGAAUGCUGCCUAUGACCCCAAGAACACCAUCCCCACCAUCAAACAUGGAGGUGGAAACAUUAUGCUUUGGGGGUGUUUUUCUGCUAAGAGGACAGGACAACUUCACCGCAUCAAAGGGACGAUGGACGGGGCCAUGUACCAUCAAAUCUUGGGUGAGAACCUCCUUCCCUCAGCCAGGGCAUUGAAAAUGGGUCGUGGAUGGGUAUUCCAACAUGACAAUGACCCAAAACACACGGCCAAGGCAACAAAGGAGUGGCUCAAGAAGAAGCACAUUAAGGUCCUGGAGUGGCCUAGCCAGUCUCCAGACCUUAAUCCCAUAGAAAAUCUGUGGAGGGAGCUGAAGGUUCGAGUUGCCAAACGUCAUGCUCGAAACUUUAAUGACUUGGAGAAUGUCUGCAAAGAGGAGUGGGACAAAAUCCCUCCUGAGAUGUGUGCAAACCUGGUGGCAAACUACAACAAAUGUCUGACCUCUGUGAUUGCCAACAAGGGUUUUGCCACCAAGUACUAAGUCAUGUUUUGCAGAGGGGUCAAAUACUUAUUUCCCUCAUUAAAAUGCAAAUCAAUUUAUAACAUUUUUGACAUGCAUUUUCUGGAUUUUGUUGUUGUUAUUCUGUCAAAUUAUAGACUGAUCAUGUCUUUAUCAGUUGGCAAACGUACAAAAUCAGCAGGGGAUCAAAUACUUUUUUCCCUCACUGUAUAAGCUUGCUGCCAGCUCUUAGCAAACUGUUGGAAAAAAUUGUGUUUGACCAAAUACAAUGCUAUUUCUCUGUAAACAAAUUAACAACAGACUUUCAGCAUGCUUAUAGGGAAGGGCACUCAACAUGUACUGCACUGACACAAAUGACUGAUGAUUGGUUGAAAGAAAUGGAUAAUAAGAAGAUUGUGGGAGCUGUACUGUUAGAUUUCAGUGCAGCCUUUGAUAUUAUUGACCAUAACCUGUUGUUGAAAAAAUGUAUGUGUUAUGGCUUUUCAACCUCUGCCAUAUCGUGGUUUCAGAGCUAUCUAUCUAAUAGAACUCAAAGGGUUUUCUUUAAUGGAAGCUUCUCUAAUGUCAAACAUGUAAAGUGUGGUGUACCACAGGGCAGCUCUCUAGGCCCUCUACUCUUUUCUAUUUUACCAAUGACCUGCCACUGGUAUUAAACAAAGCAUGUGUGUCCAUGUAUGCUGAUGAUUCAACCAUAUACGCAUCAGUAACCACAGCUAAUGAAGUCACUGAAACCCUUAACAAAGAGUUGCAGUCUGUUUUGGAAUGGGUGGCCACUAAUAAACUGGUCCUGAACAUCUCUAAAACUAAGAGCAUUGUAUUUGGUACAAAGCAUUCCCUAAGUUCUAGACCUCAGCUGAAUCUGGUAAUGAAUGAUGUGGCUGUUGAACAAGUUGAGGAGACUAAAUUACUUGGCGUUGCCUUAGAUUGUAAACUAUCAUGGUCAAAACAUAUAGAUUCAAUGGUUGUAAAGAUGGGGAGAGGUCUGUCCCUAAUAAAGAGAUGCUCUGCUUUUUUGACACCACACUCCAAAAAGCAAGUUCUGCAGGCUCUAGUUUUGUCUAGUCUUGAUUAUUGUCCAGUCGUGUGGUCCAGUGCUGCAAGAAAAGUUAAGCUGAUGCCGGCCCAAAACAGAGCGGCACUCUUGCUCUUCAUUGUAAUCAGAGGGCUGAUAUAAAUAAUAUGCAUUCCAUUCUCUCUUGGCUAAGAGUUGAGGAGAGACUGACUGCAUCACUUAUUUUUAUAAGAAACAUUAAUGUGUUGAAAAUCCCAAAUUGUUUGCAUAGUCAACUUACACACAGCUCUGACACACACACUUACCCCACCAGACAUGGCACCUGGGGUCUUUUCACAGUACCUGUUAUGAUGAGUUUCUCAGGUAUCAAAGAAUCAAGGAUGCAAGAAUAUACUUAGACAUUCUGUGGAGAUUUCAUACCAAGUAUUUAUUGAAUCACGAGCUCGUGGGUUCAUCUAACAAACGGACAUGGCUUUGCCCUUCGUCAGUUGAACUAACUUGACAAAGAAGACACUCUAUCUUAUAUAGCCUUUAUUACCAUCUUCCUGGCAUACAUCUGGCAAGUCUCCAUGGGCAUUCCCUGUCUUUGAUGUUCAUCACUUUUUACCCCAAGUCAGUAUCCUAAACAUUACUCAUGCUAUCCUAAACAUCACUAAUCUACCUUGACAUAAUGGAAUGUAGACUUCAUGGCCCCAAACCACUCAUCUCUUAACUCUUCCUCUGUCCUCACAACACCAUGGCAUGACAUCAUUAUACCAUAAAAACAUAAUAUCAGUACCCAAAUCCAGAACAAUUUCAAGAAAGCGUACUGUAUUAUAUAGAGCCAUUAUUGCAUGGAACUCCAUCUCAUAUUGCUCAAAUAAACUGCAAACCUGGUUUCAAAAACAGAUAAAGCAGCACCUCACGGCACAACGCCUCUCCCGUAUUUGACCUAGAAUAAUGUAUGUAUUGAUAUGUAGGCUACGUGUGCCUUAAAAAAAAAAGAUGUAGUUCUGUCCUUGAGCUGUUCUUGUCUAUUAAUGUUCUGUAUUAUGUCUUGUUUUGUGUGAACCCCAGGAAGAGUAGCUGCUAUUUUUCAACAGCUAAUGGGGAUCCUAAUAAAAUACCAAUACCAACUGGUUAUUAAUAUUGUGUACUAGGAGUAGCCUAAUAUGCCUAGAUGAUAGCUCAAACCAACUUGCUUCUUUUUUUGCACUGACUUAUAAUUAGGAAAAAUAAAUCUCACAGUGCAAUGUCCGGACUCAAUGGAAAAUCCAAGGAAAAAGAGGGGUUAGAGAAAGUCAGCAGUCCCUAGCACAGAAACUGACUAGGAGGAGCCUGUAAAAAAGACCAACACAGAAAACUCCCAAAAAGACACCUACCAAAAAGUCUCCACAGAAAAAGGCAGUAGUCUUGAGCGUAAACGGUGAACAGGAGCCUGCCAAAAAGACCGCUGCCAAGAAGACCCAACAGGAAACACCACAGGUCAGCUCCACAUCCGCCCCUGCAGUCCCGAACCUGAGGGAGACUCCAGAGGAGCCUGAAACCUGGCGGCAGACCCAAGCGGAGGGCAGCAAAAGCGUAUGUGGCAUCAUCUAGUCACCCAUCAGUUUGAUUCUGUUACAGCAAGUAAGCAGUCUCUGAUGGUGAAUGCAACUCUAAGAGCUGCUCUAUUAGUGGGGAUUUCAGUGAAUGAGCAGCAGUAUUCUUCUUGUUUGGCCAGUGUUUUAUACAGCUACCUUUUACUCUCUAUGCUUUUCAUCUUUCAAUAUCUUAUUCACUUUGGGUGGACUGUAUUAUUAAAAACUACCAGAAAAGGCCACCAAGUCAAACAUUGUCUUCACAUUUUAAACAACAUUUACGUGUUUAAAAAUGUAAUGCUCCAUUGACCCAUUGUUUUAUGCCUCUGUUCUGUUUCAGUGCAUUGCAGUACCUUCACACCCUGACCAAGGAGGUUUACAACCAACCUGACAAUGCUACUAAGAAUGACUGGGAGUCUAGCUCAGGCCCCUGCUCCAGCUCAACCCAGCCCCAGAAAAAGACUAGAGGCAAGGGAAAGAAGAGGAAAGCCCCUGAAUUUGACAGUGACAACACCGCAAAGGAUAAGGACUUCGUUUCAGAAAAUAAAGACUAUGAGGAGGAGGAAAGCGAGGAUGAAGAUACUCAAGAAGACUUAGACUUGGAGCUGAGGCACACACCACCAAAAGACCUUAGAUCCAUUUCCAGAGGUCAUGUGAGUACCUCCAGGCAAAUGGGGAGAAAUUGGGAGGGAUUUUGCCCUCUAGACGGCCAGUCUCUGAGACCAAUGACAAGCUAAAUAUUGACUUUUGGCUGACUUAUCUUUUUUUUUGUCACUCAGUCAGGUCAAGCCUGAUACCAUGGUAAGGCCGCCAAUGGACUGACCAACAACAUGUUGGGACCAAUCUGGAUGUGCACCAAAACCACCAAGAAGUUGUACAGUGGGGGAAAAAAGUAUUUAGUCAGCCACCAAUUGUGCAAGUUCUCCCACUUAAAAAGAUGAGAGAGGCCUGUAAUUUUCAUCAUAGGUACACGUCAACUAUGACAGACAAAUUGAGAAAAAAAUAUCCAGAAAAUCACAUUGUAGGAUUUUUUAUGAAUUUAUUUGCAAAUUAUGGUGGAAAAUAAGUAUUUGGUCACCUACAAACAAGCAAGAUUUCUGGCUCUCACAGACCUGUAACUUCUUCUUUAAGAGGCUCCUCUGUCCUCCACUCGUUACCUGUAUUAAUGGCACCUGUUUGAACUUGUUAUCAGUAUAAAAGACACCUGUCCACAACCUCAAACAGUCACACUCCAAACUCCACUAUGGCCAAGACCAAAGAGCUGUCAAAGGACACCAGAAACAAAAUUGUAGACCUGCACCAGGCUGGGAAGACUGAAUCUGCAAUAGGUAAGCAGCUUGGUUUGAAGAAAUCAACUGUGGGAGCAAUUAUUAGGAAAUGGAAGACAUACAAGACCACUGAUAAUCUCCCUCGAUCUGGGGCUCCACGCAAGAUCUCACCCCGUGGGGUCAAAAUGAUCACAAGAACGGUGAGCAAAAAUCCCAGAACCACACGGGGGGACCUAGUGAAUGACCUGCAGAGAGCUGGGACCAAAGUAACAAAGCCUACCAUCAGUAACACACUACGCCGCCAGGGACUCAAAUCCUGCAGUGCCAGACGUGUCCCCCUGCUUAAGCCAGUACACGUCCAGGCCCGUCUGAAGUUUGCUAGAGUGCAUUUGGAUGAUCCAGAAGAGGAUUGGGAGAAUGUCAUAUGGUCAGAUGAAACCAAAAUAGAACUUUUUGGUAAAAACUAAACUCGUCGUGUAUGGAGGACAAAGAAUGCUGAGUUGCAUCCAAAGAACACCAUACCUACUGUGAAGCAUGGGGGUGGAAACAUCAUGCUUUGGGGCUGUUUUUCUGCAAAGGGACCAGGACGACUGAUCCGUGUAAAGGAAAGAAUGAAUGGGGCCAUGUAUCGUGAGAUUUUGAGUGAAAACCUUCCAUCAGCAAGGGCAUUGAAGAUGAAACGUGGCUGGGUCUUUCAGCAUGACAAUGAUCCCAAACACACCGCCCGGGCAACGAAGGAGUGGCUUCGUAAGAAGCAUUUCAAGGUCCUGGAGUGGCCUAGCCACUCUGUUGACUGGUCGGGCCCUUUCCUGGCUGCCACGGAGUGGGAGAGCCAAACUCCGGCGUGCUCCGAUUCCGGUCAUGGGCCUGGGCGGCCUGCCGUUGGGGUCGGGCUUCAUCACCCGGCGCACUGUUCCUGUGCGUGUCCGGUGGUGGAGGGGGGCUAUGGGAGGAUAUCCAGUUUUUCAUUGUGGACUCUCCGGAGAGUCCCCUCGAUGUGGGGAACCGUGAGCUGCUAGUGGUCAAGCUCGCCCUGGGGGAGUGGAGACAUUGGCUAGAGGGGGCCGCCCAUCCAUUUGUCGUAUGGACUGACCACAAGAACUUAGCCUACAUUCAGGGGGCCAAGAGGCUCAACUCGCGCCAGGCCAGGUGGGCGUUGUUCUUCACCAGGUUCCGGUUCACCAUCUCAUACCGUGGACCUGGUGGAGAGGGAUGACCCCAUUGUCCCCAAUGCCCUGAUUGCUGCCCCAGUUUCGUGGGGAAUCAAUAGGCUGGUCAGAGAAGCGCUACGGCGGGAGCCCGUUCCGGGCGGAGGUCCAUCAGGGAGGUUGUACGUACCCAAGGCUGCGCGCUCGCGACUGCUUCAGUGGGCGCAUGCGUCCGACCUCACCAGCCAUCCGGGGGGCGCCAGGACAUUGGAGUUCCUGCGUAGGAGGUUCUGGUGGCCAUCUGCUGAGGGGGAUACGCGCGCCUUCGUGGCUGCUUGCCCGGUGUGCGCGCGCACGAAGAGCUCACGUCAGCCCGCGGCAGGGCUGCUCCGACCCCUGCCUAUCCCCAAACGCCCCUGGUCCCACAUCUCGCUGGAUUUCAUUUCCGUCUUACCCCCCUUUGAUGGAUAUACAGUCAUCCUGGUCUUGUGGACCGGUUCUCGAAGGCUGCCCACUUCAUUCCCCUUCCCAAACUCCCGUCGGCCCAGGAGACGGUUAAGUUGGUGUUGCAGCACGUUUUCCGGGUCCAUUGCCUUCCCCAAGAUGUGGUGUCGGAUCGGGGCCCUCAGUUUUCCUCCAGGUUCUGUAAGGCGUUUGUCACCUGCCUCUGCGCCUCCGUCAGCUUGUCUUCCGGCUUCCAUCCCCAGUCGAACGGGCAGAUGGAGCGCGUCAACCAGGAUCUGGAGGGGGUGCUGAGGUGCUACGCCUCCAGCAACCAAGCUACGUGGAGUCAGCGACUGGCGUGGGCGGAGUACGCCCACAACACCCUUCUCUGCUCGUCCACCGGCCUGUCCCCCUUCCAGUGCCAAUACGGGUACCAACCCCCCCUAUUCCUUGAGCAAGAGGAGGAGGUGGCGGUCCCGUCAGUCCAGGCCCACAUCAGUCGCAGUCGGCGCACCUGGAGGCAGGUAUGGGCGGUGCUUAAGUGGGCCUCUGUCAGGUCUCAACAUCAGGCCAACCGCAGGCGUCGCCCGGCCCCGGUCUUUCGCCCGGGACAGAGGGUGUGGCUCUCCAUGCGGGAUCUUCCCCUCCGUGUGGAGUCCAGGAAGCUGUCCCCCCGGUUCGUCUGGCCAUUCAGAGUGGUCCGGCGAGUCAACCCAGUGGCCUACCGCCUGCAACUUCCCCCCACCAUGCGGGUGCAUCCCACAUUCCAUGUGUCCCUCCUCAAGCCCAUCGCCACCUGUCCCCUGGCUCCCCCUCCUCGUCCUGUUCCCCCGCUGCAACUUGUCGGAGGGCAGCCGGCUUUUACUGUGGACUGGAUCCUGGACUGCCAGAUGGGGAGGGGUCUCCUUUUUCUGGUGGACUGGGAGGGUUAUGGGCCAGAGGAGCGGUCCUGGGUGCCCAGGAGGGACAUUCUGGACCCAGGGCUGAUAACAACAUUCCGUCGCCUCCACCCGGAGGCGCCGAGGUGAGCGGCUGGGGCAAUUUGUCGGGGGGGACACUGUUACAGGAGUCGAUCGCAGUUCCAAAGUGACCCACUAGGUGUCAUCCUCCGACAACCUUAGGCACCUCUUCACUCACAGUUGGGACUAAUCAUCUUCUUAUUGGUGUCACCUGUGUCUAUCUGAUUCACCAGUGUAUUUAUGCCCUCACUUCCAUGUGUUCCCUUGCUCAGUUUUCUUUGCUAGUUUCACUAUGCCAAGCAGUACUAAUCAGUGUCUGAUCGCGGGAUGUAUGAAUAGGUACGUGAGAAGUGUUCUCCCUGUUUAUUUAUUAUUUCAACGUAGACUUUGAUUUGAAGCCAUUCUUGUGAUUUUGCUAUUCAUUGUAAAUGUUGUGGGCCUACGUAGCUAAGUAUCUAUGAUCAUAUGCUAUACAUGUUUUUUGUAUGUUGUUUUUAUCUGUGAAUUGGCCAAUGCUAUUAGGCCACACCCGGCCAUGAUUACAGACACCUGCGUGUGUCCUUUCACACUAUAUAAACCAGUGACCUGCAGUGUUUGUCAUUAUACCCUGAUGAGGACAGCUUGUCUGUCGAAACGCUGGUUAUUAAGAUAUUAAAUUAUUGCAUCUGAGCUCCUAGAGUGUGUGGCUUUCCUUUUCUUUUUGAAGUGUUUAUGCCGUCAGCCAGCACCUCGCCUAAAUAGGUGUGCGUUUCUUUCGCCUUUAUUUCAGUCAGUUAGUAUUUCGUAUUUUUGUCUGUCUGCCUGUUUUUUGGAGUCUUAUUUGCUCUGCCUUUUUCCUGUAAAGUCCGUUAUUUUGUAUCCUGGUUUCGGGACCAUCAGUAAAGUUCCUUGUUUCACCAUCUCUGCCUACUGUCUAACCUGCACCGCACCUGGGUCACACCUCACACCAACACUUACAGGUAAUAGGGGAUCAGUGUAAUAUCAGUGUCUCUUUUUCACUUCCAGUUCUCUUGAAUUACUCUUUCUCCAUCUGCCUAUCUUCUUGGUAUUUUUCUCCCUUUCUCUGGGCUAUUUCCCCCAUCUCUCUGCCUCCACCCCUCCUCUCACCCUCCUCAGUCCACUCCACGUUUGGCCUAUGGCAUUGCCCAGGAUAAAGGCUCUGUGUGGAACGUGAAGUGGUGCCCAGGAGGAGCCUGGGAGCUGCCCACAACUAACAAAGGUAGGAACAGAAGCACACAGAGACGCAGGGACAUGUUAUCCACAUCAUUAAUACCUGUUUGGCACUGCAUGAUGGAGGCAGCUAAAGCCUCAACAUGACUGUGAAAGAACUGUACAAGACGCUGAGCUAAAUAAUAUACAAUUCAUGACUCUCUCUCUCCGGCAGGCCCCUCAUAUGCCCAGACUGUGUCUCCUGGAUGCCUCCACGUCAGACAGUCACAUCAUCUACAGCAUGCCUCAACCCAACACACUGCAGGCCCGCAGGAAACACACCACUAAAGGUUAG